This is a messenger RNA of Daucus carota subsp. sativus, 1417 nucleotides long. RefSeq lists its product as uncharacterized. The transcript is spliced from 4 exons. Bases 91 to 1125 code for a protein of 344 amino acids. Lineage: Eukaryota; Viridiplantae; Streptophyta; Magnoliopsida; Apiales; Apiaceae. The record is from RefSeq and is a predicted model, not a curated record.
UAGAAGUAUUAUAGGCAAUUGAAAGGUCAAAGCCGUUCAAAAGCCAAAGCUAUCAUUGAAGAUCACAUAAAGGUCACAAUCAAAAGGACCAUGAAUGAAUUGAAGAGGAGGAUCGAGAGGAAGUCAAGGGAGGAAGGGGUUUCGAAGUUGGCUUUGAAACCGGAAUAUUGGAAUAUCAUUUUUUGGAAAGAUCUUCUCAAGUAUUGGGACACGGAUGAAGGCCAUUUGCAUAGGUCGGAAGUUGGAGCUGCUAAUCGGCAACGCGUGGAAAGGUUGCAUAGCGCGGGUGCUCGCUCUUUCAACCGUGUGCGCGAGAACAUGAAAAAGAAAUUGUCUAAAAGUCCGACGAAGCUUGAGGUGUGGGAUGAAUGCCACACUAGGAUCGGCUCCACUCCCGAGAGCCGAAUAUAUACUACCCCCGCCGCUAUGCGCAUUGCGGAACGAUAUGCCUCCAUUCUUGAUCGUAUGCCGGUGGAGGUUACUCAAGCGGGGGAGCGGGAUGAGCCUUGGGAUUGGUGGAUGGAAGCAAUGGAGGUUCCCCAAGGCGAGAGGCCAAAAAAGAAUUACGUUGUGGGGUUCCCUAAAGCUCGAGCUAGUGAUUUGAUCCCAACACUAGCCACUCGCUAUAGGGAUUCCACCCGUGGCGGCGCCGGCUCAUCCUCAUCCGCUCCAACACAAAAUCCGGUGGUUCCCGAUUCCAUAUUCCUCCCGAUUGUCCGCAAUGUGCUCAAUGAAACCCGUGCCAAUCCUCUCCAAUUUGCUCGUCGCCUAUCGGAUGAGGAGAUAACAACAUUUGCACGCACAGCCCUCGAGGCAUCCGAUCCAGCCGCUGACCCGGCUCGGAGGGCUGAAUGGAAUAGCCUUCUCGGCGGCGAGAUUGUGCACAUUGUAGGGACAUUGCUCGAGGAUGUCCUCCAAAAAAUGGAUGCUCGUGCUCAAAUGGCAACUGCGCAAGAGGGAGAGAAAGAUUACACGGAUGUGGACGAGGAGACGGAUGAAAACACGGAUGAUGAGGGUGAAGGCGAAGCCGGUGGCGAAGACGGCGGGGAAGGCGGUGGUGAAGGCGGUGGCGAAGAUGGUGGCGACGGCGGUGGUGAAUCAUCCGAUGUUUCAUUGACCGAUUAGUGUAAUUUAUAUUUUAAUUUUAACGGAUGGUAUAUAUUAAGACAGUGGUUGGAUUUGGAUUGUGAAUGUUUGGGUUUUGAAUUGUUUGAAUGUUUGGAUUUGAAUUUGUAAUUAGUAUGUUUGGAUCUUGAAUUGUUUGGAUUUGGAUUUGUAAUUAGAAUGUUUGGAUUUGGUUUAAUUAGAAUUGUUUCGUUUAAUUUUGUUGUUGGUAUUUUGUAAUGUUUGGUUGUUUAGGAUGCUUGGUUUGAUUGUUUGGUUGGUAUGAUUUUGGUAUAGGGAAUUGAUUGGAAAC